AUAAAAUACACUUUUCCCAUUCAACUUCUGUUCUUCAUGGUCAGCUUUAAGAUGAAGUCUGCUGUUUUACUGGUGCUUCUUGUGGCUUUCACAGAGGGACUUGUCAAAAUCCCUUUGUUCAGAGGCAAGUCUGCCCGUCAGGCUCUUGAAGAGGUUGGACUUUACGAAGAAUACAAGGCACAGUAUCCUCAGCCAAGUCUUCAGAGAGGGCUGAAGGUGACCAACGUGCCUAUUACCUAUGAUCCACAGGUUACCUAUUAUGGCGUGAUUGGCAUUGGAAAUCCCCCGCAAUACUUCAAGGUGCUUUUUGACACCGGCUCUGCAGACCUAUGGGUGCCGUCCUUGAAUUGCACCCAUUACAGCUGCGGAAACCAUGCAAGGUUCAAUCGCUCGGCUUCCUCCACCCUUCAGAAGGGCGACGGGGACUUUACCGUGGAUUAUGUGUCGGGCUAUGUGAAGGGCGUGACGGCGUAUGACACCGUUCUGGUCGGUGACAUUUAUGUGGUGAACCAGCUCUUCGGCCUGACCUACUCGGGGGGGUCGUUCCUCAGGUACAUGCCCUGGGAUGGCAUACAAGGCCUGGCUUUCAGCGGUGCUUCCGCAUUGGGGGGGACUCCUCUCUUCAAAAACAUGUGGAAUCAGGGCAGGAUCACACAAAACCAGUUCUCAAUGUACUUGAGCAAAUCCGUGGAGGGAAGUGCUUUGAUCCUAGGGGGAGUGGAUGAGCAAUAUUUCACUGAACCAGUCAACUGGGUCAUGGUCAAGGAGGAGGACACUUACUGGACCAUCCAAAUAGAUAGCAUCACCAUCAACGGGAACACGGUGGCCUGCAGCGGCGGCUGCCUGGCCAUCGUGGACUCGGGCACGGCCCUCAUCACCGGGCCAACCAGGGACAUCGACAACAUCAACGGCUGGGUGGGGGCCUACCAGGCAGGGGGCGAUCAAGCUUCAGUGGGCUGCAGUAACGUCGGGGUGAUGCCAGACCUGGUCUUCAACAUCGGCGGCAAUGCCUUUCACCUCCCGGCCUCAGCCUACGUCCUGCAGUACGGGACCAGCUGCCAAACCGGGUUUGAGUAUGUCCCUGGGUCGUGGAUCCUGGGCGAGGUCUUCAUGAGGCACUACUACACCGUGUUCGACGUCAACAACUCCAGGGUGGGCUUUGCCCUCGCCGUGUGAAUGUACACGUUGCACGCUUGAUUUAUUAUUUAUGGGUUUGCUUUAGCCUCAUUUAUUUUCUCUCCGAACUGGAGACCAAUUGAGAGUUUAAGAUCUGGUUUUCGACACUCUUUCCGUAUUGUUGUCUUAAUGAUUAUUUGCUAUAAUAAAAUAUAAUGGCCCGAAAAAGAUCAGUUAAUUUUUAACAACUUUGUUUUAUUUCUCUGGGUUGAGCUGUUUUGAUUGAUAUUAAAAAAUGACACUUGAACUGCAAUCAAGUAUGGUGAUUGUUCCCUGCUG
Messenger RNA from Gadus chalcogrammus (walleye pollock), 1455 nucleotides. RefSeq names its product pepsin A-like. Bases 37 to 1176 code for a protein of 379 amino acids. The transcript has 9 exons. Gene Ontology annotation, molecular function: aspartic-type endopeptidase activity. Lineage: Eukaryota; Metazoa; Chordata; Actinopteri; Gadiformes; Gadidae. The record is from RefSeq and is a predicted model, not a curated record. Gene Ontology annotation, biological process: proteolysis.